GGCGGAUGGAGCCCGGCCCAGCCCCAGCACUCACCAUUUUGGCGGCGGCGGCCCGGAGAGAAAGCGCCGACCGGAAGCGGAAGUGAAUCUCUCAAUGGAUAAGAGAUUCCAGAUGACAACACCAACUCACGGACCACCGACCCAAGAAACCCACUGAGCCAAACGAAGAGGAAGACUGAACACGUGGCCUAAUUAACAUAAGAAGUGGGGGAAUCAUUUAACACUACAAGAUAGAAUACUAAUGACUGAUGUAAUCUGUAGCCAAUGAAGAUUAACGUUUUCAUUUGCUAAAACGUAGAAACAGUGAAAAGUUUUGAUAGUCACUCUGCUGGCUUUGUGAAUUUCCCAGUAAAAGCUCUUUCCACGCAGAACUGUAAAUAAAAAUACCUCGGUUCCGUGUGGGGAUCAGCCAGCCCCUUGCACAUGGGGUGAAAGAACCGGUUUUGGGACAGCACAAGGAUGGUCAGCCAACUGAGCCAACACCUGGCACUGCCCACAGCCCGGGGCAGGCUCCGGCCACGGCCGCUGGCCUGGUGACCCCACGGCAAUGGCCCGGCUGACUGCAGGAGGAAACACAAGUGCUGCCUUUGAGUCAGAAAACUAAAAAAGGGGAACCGAAAGGGUGGGGUUGGCCGGCCCCGUCCUUCCUCCCUGCGCACCCUGCCGUCUCUCCUCGUCCCUGCUGCCACAGGCACCCCAACCCGCCGGGGCGGGCGCGGCGGAGCCCCGGCUGGCCGGAGCGGCGGCGGGAGGGCUCGUUCCAUCCAGAGGACGCAGUGAGGACGUGUCCCACCUGCCUGGCACUGCUGGCCAUGACCCCGCUGCUGUGACUCCAGCAAGCCAGUGAGCGCAGCACGGGGGAGCCCAGGGGGUUGACAUGGCCAGCGUCAUCCUGGAGAGCAUCUUCUUGAAGCGCUCGCAGCAGAAGAAGAAAACAUCUCCCCUCAACUUCAAGAAGCGCCUGUUCCUGCUGACGGAGAGCAAGCUGUCCUACUAUGAGUAUGACUUUGAGCGGGGGCGCCGGGGCAGUAAGAAGGGCUCCGUGGACAUUGAGAAGAUCACCUGCGUGGAGACAGUGGCACCUGAAAACAACCCUCCCCCUGAGCGACAGGUCCCGAGGAAAGGGGAGGAUUACAACAACAUGGAGCAGAUCUCAAUCAUCGAACGGUUCCCCUACCCCUUCCAGGUGGUCUAUGACGAGGGGCCCCUCUACAUCUUCUCCCCGACAGAGGAGCUGCGCAAGCGCUGGAUCCAUCAGCUGAAGAGCGUGAUUCGGUACAACAGCGACCUGGUCCAGAAGUACCACCCCUGCUUCUGGAUCGACGGCCAGUACCUGUGCUGCUCCCAGACAGCCAAGAACGCCAUGGGCUGCCGGAUUCUGGAGAGCAGGAAUGGCAGUUUAAAAGUCGGGCGGUCACAUCGCAAGACAAAGAAGCCCCUUCCCCCAACUCCUGAGGAGGACCAGAUGGUGAUGAAGGCUCUGCCUCCCAAGCCAGCCCCCAGCACAGCGGGGGAGAUGAAGAAGGUGGUGGCCCUCUACAACUACGAGCCGAUGAACGCGCAGGACCUGCAGCUGCAGAAGGGCGAGGAGUACUUCAUCCUGGAGGAGAGCCACCUGCCCUGGUGGAAAGCCCUUGACAAGAACGGGAGGGAAGGAUACAUCCCCAGCAACUACGUCACUGAAACCAGAAAUUCCCUGGAGAUCUUUGAGUGGUACUCAAAGAAUAUCACUCGGAGCCAAGCGGAGCAACUGCUGAAACAGGAGGGUAAGGAAGGGGGCUUCAUUGUCCGAGAUUCCACCAGCAAGACAGGGAAAUACACUGUCUCCGUCUAUGCCAAGUCCUCUGUGGACCCCCAAGGCACGAUCCGCCACUAUGUCGUCUGCUGCACCCCCCAGAAUCAGUAUUACCUGGCAGAAAAACACCUGUUCAACAGCAUCCCAGAGCUCAUCACCUACCACCAGCACAACUCUGCAGGGCUCAUAUCCAGACUGAAGUACCCAGUGUCUCAGCACAAGAAAAGUGCUCCUUCCACAGCUGGCCUUGGCUAUGGAUCGUGGGAGAUCGACCCCAAGGAUCUGACCUUCCUGAAGGAACUCGGGACGGGGCAGUUUGGCGUGGUGAAGUACGGGAAAUGGAGGGGCCAGUACAACGUUGCCAUCAAGAUGAUCAGGGAGGGCUCCAUGUCAGAGGAUGAGUUUAUUGACGAAGCCAAAGUCAUGAUGAACCUGUCUCACGAGAAGCUGGUGCAGCUCUACGGGGUCUGCACUAAGCAGCGUCCCAUCUUCAUCAUCACCGAGUACAUGGCCAAUGGCUGCCUCCUGAACUUCCUGAGGGAAGCACGGCAGCGCUUCCAGCCUGCCGAGCUGCUGGAGAUGUGCAAGGAUGUCUGUGAAGCUAUGGAGUACCUGGAAUCCAAGCAGUUCCUGCACAGAGACCUGGCUGCUCGAAACUGUUUGGUGAAUGACCAAGGAAUUGUGAAAGUGUCAGAUUUUGGUCUUUCCAGGUAUGUGCUAGAUGAUGAGUACACAAGCUCCAUGGGGUCCAAGUUUCCAGUGCGGUGGUCUCCUCCCGAAGUGCUGCUGUACAGCAAGUUCAGCAGCAAGUCUGACGUCUGGUCCUUUGGCGUCCUGAUGUGGGAAGUUUACUCCCUGGGAAAGAUGCCUUACGAGAGGUUUAACAACAACGAGACAACUGAGCACGUCAUCCAAGGCCUGCGCCUGUACCGGCCGCAGGCGGCCUCGGAGCGGGUCUACGCCAUCAUGUACAGCUGCUGGCACGAGAAGCCUGAGGAGCGCCCCACCUUCAGGGUGCUGCUGAGCAGCAUCCUGGACAUGGCCGACGAGGAGUGCUGACCGCGGGCACUGCCC
Messenger RNA from Vidua macroura (Pin-tailed whydah), 2869 nucleotides. RefSeq names its product Bruton tyrosine kinase (gene BTK). The transcript has 21 exons. The record is from RefSeq and is a predicted model, not a curated record. The coding region runs from base 878 to 2854 and encodes 658 amino acids. Gene Ontology annotation, biological process: T cell receptor signaling pathway; peptidyl-tyrosine autophosphorylation; intracellular signal transduction. Lineage: Eukaryota; Metazoa; Chordata; Aves; Passeriformes; Viduidae. Gene Ontology annotation, molecular function: ATP binding; protein binding; non-membrane spanning protein tyrosine kinase activity.